This is a messenger RNA of Rhinichthys klamathensis goyatoka, 955 nucleotides long. RefSeq lists its product as uncharacterized. Gene Ontology annotation, molecular function: ubiquitin protein ligase activity. The transcript has 4 exons. The coding region runs from base 95 to 589 and encodes 164 amino acids. Gene Ontology annotation, biological process: protein ubiquitination. Lineage: Eukaryota; Metazoa; Chordata; Actinopteri; Cypriniformes; Leuciscidae. The record is from RefSeq and is a predicted model, not a curated record.
CUACUAGUCACUGUUCUUACGCUAAACACUUUCCAGAAGACAGAACUACAAAAACAUUAUAUCAGCAACUGUAUAAAAGUUCCAGUUUUCCGCCAUGGUGCUGUUUGAGGAUCAGGAAUGUGGGGUCUGUUACCUGCGUUACUCUCGCACCGACCGUGUUCCCAGAACUCUCCACUGUAACCACACAUUCUGCACCCCCUGUCUGGAGACUAUGGGGCUGCAUUACAGCGGCCUGCGCACCAUUCGCUGUCCCCUCUGUCGCCAGGUGACCUGUCUGGACCGUGGGCUCAGCUUGCAGGAGGCUCUUUUUGUCAAUAGCCAACUGUGGGACAACAUUUGUGCUGAACAGGAGGAGGAAGAGAACGAGAGAGAGCAGGAAAAGGAGGAAGAGGAGAACAACUCUAGUAUACAGGUUCUGCCCUCAUCACAGGCUGAAUGUCCAAUGCCGAAACAAUACAGACCUAAACUCCGACUCCCAUCUUUCCUGAAAAGAAUGAGUUUCUCCAGACAUCCUGAAGAGAGGAUUGUUCCCACCUGCAAUGUAGAAAUGAUGUCAUGGCGAAGGAUUUCAUCAGAAGAGAUAUUCUGAAAAGCAGAACAGACAUCACAAACAGUGGAUUAACAAUAGACUUUCGCCGUCUGUUUUGCUGCUGUCCUUAAAAGUGUUUGCCAUGUGCUAAUUACGCCUGGCGUACUGAAAAAGCAGGAGCAAUGGAAAAGGUCGUUUAAACAAACACAAUCCCCAUGUGCUUCUCCGACUGCAUUUUCCACUUGAAUAGCCACAAGCCUGCAUCCCGCUCCUCCAUCUGAGGGGAACUUCUCAUUAGAUAUUCCACCCUUAAUCCAUCCCAGCUGCUGAGGCCGGAUUUGUUUCAGCUGUCCCGAGAGGGAUAGGGUCCCAGAUGCGAAACAGGACUUUUGGAGCAGAUGGCAUCUUGUCAAAAGAUUCUGAUCC